AUGAGGGCUACCAGUGCUACCAAUGCUACCAGCACCACUGCGCCUAAUGGUACUGAACAGAGAGACAAACUUCAGAUGAGUGAACCUCACAAACAAUUUCAUUCAUUUGAUGGCAUCAAAGAGUCGGCGGCAGUGGUGAGGGAGAAGCGGCCGUCAGUGCCAGUGAGGGGACAGCAAUACUUUCACUAUCAGUACGAACCAUACAAUCGCUCUAAUUAUUACGCACCGGGAGCUGCAUCUGAGCAGACAUUUAUCGGCGAAUAUAGCAGUAGUGAUUGGAUAUCCACGACUCAAACACCAAUAGAUAUCGCCUGCAAGCGGAAAGAGGAUCAGCAAAGUGUAGCCAAAUCGCCGACAGCGCCGAAGAAGCCGCGUCUUGUCUUUACGGAUCUGCAAAGACGUACUCUUCAGGCGAUCUUCAAGGAGACGAAAAGGCCGUCGAAAGAGAUGCAAAUCACUAUUUCGCAACAGUUGGGCCUCGAGCUCAGUACUGUCGGCAACUUUUUUAUGAAUGCCCGCAGACGUAGUCAAGACAAAUGGCUGGACGACGUGUUGGACACCGGCUCCAUGUCUCCGGCCUCCACCUCCUCGUCAUCGCAGAGGGCGAUGAGCAGCACAUCCAACAAAACGAUUGUAACGGCACAACCGACCUCGGUGUUGACCAUUGGCAACGCCGCUAUAGUCACCUGUACAUAG
This is a messenger RNA of Oppiella nova, 696 nucleotides long. The record is from the annotation of a GenBank genome assembly. NCBI's taxonomy places the organism in Eukaryota, Metazoa, Arthropoda, Arachnida, Sarcoptiformes, Oppiidae.